Molecule: messenger RNA, 924 nt
Organism: Saccoglossus kowalevskii
Lineage: Eukaryota; Metazoa; Hemichordata; Enteropneusta; Harrimaniidae
Source: RefSeq, a predicted model, not a curated record
AUGGUGACGGAUUCUUGCCAUAUCAUCGUUCUCCUGACACAUUGUCUGUUCGCACGAGCUGUGAUAAGUUCCAACAGCACAAGCGGUAUCCCGAUAUUUGACUGUGCGGUUGAUGGCGGUUGUCUAAAUGGAGGAACUUGUGUGUACCUUGUGUGUCUGUGUCAGAAUAAUUUCCGGGGAGAUCGUUGUGAAUUCAGUACCUUGUUGCCAAACUGUGCGAAUGACUCUGAUUGUAAUUUUCAAGGAUCUUGUGUAGAUGGAUUCUGCCAGUGCGAUGUGGGUUACCAUGGAAACUUUUGUCAACACUACGAAUAUCACGAUAUCAGCUCAAAUUGGUCUGACGUUGAAGUGGAUUACGACAACUAUACCUCACGAGUGAUAGUAGUAGCAGCAGUUGUAUCAACGUUAUCGCUCAUCGGAGUGUGUCUUUGUUGUGUGUGCGUUGCAAUGAAAAGCCAACCACGGGGAGAUCGUCCUCCGAACACAGUUGUCACAGAGGGAGAACGAAGAAAUGUACCGAGGUACGCAUAUCGGCCAUCGUGGUAUGGGCCAUUUGAAAACCGCCGUCUUUCCAGCAUAUCUGAUUCAUUGGUGCUUCCAGACGGUCGACGAGUUCAUAUACCGAGUUACCCAGACGGGAACAGUAAUGAUGGAGAUUCCUACUCGCUCUCGCAAUAUCGACCGAAUCCCGACCAGCCGCCGGAUUAUAGCAGACUGUCCCUGCACCGUCAGAACAGCGCGGCUAGCAGUGUGCCGGAAACACCGCCGCCAACGUACGAGGCUGCCUUGAAUCUACGAUUCAAAUUCAAGGACGGGGAUAUUUCUCAAAUUCAACCACUCGAAGAGGUGCCUGAAGAUGAUGAAGUGUUUUUACCUUCAGACGCCUCCCGCGAGAUUAGGACGAGAGUUGAAACUGAUGUAUGA